AUGGCUACUCUUGGACUCUGCAUUAGGAAGUCUUGUUUCGACAUCUCUCAACCGCUCCUACGGAGAGGGAAUUCCACAUCUCAGACGGCGUCUAGACUUAUUCCUUUGCGUGAAUACUUUUAUACGAUAGAUUUUCAUGGUCAGCUCUUCUUGCAUGAUACUGUACCGAAGAACAUUGCAACAUCGUUCAAGGAUAAACGAUUUCUAGAUUUCUUCUUCUCCCGACUCCAAAUCAAUGACGUGAACAAGGAGUACUUCCGACAAGGAUUCGCUUACGCUUCACCGUGUGGUCGAGAGAUGAACUAUAUUCAAUGUGACGAUGUGCCCGUCGUCUUCACCGACUUUGAUGGUACAUGCCUCAUAUGGGGUGGAACUCUGAAAUGGCCAUUUGAUCCCUCGUCGUUGGCCAUGAGCAAAAGUGGACGUGUGUAUCAUAACUCGCCUCUUGAAAUUCCAGCUCCAUGGCAAACAACGUCUGCCCCACAAGCGUAUUAUGGACUAGUGAAAUCUACGCUGGUCGAGCGAUUCUCUGACGCCAUUGAUACAGAGGAGCACACGUUAACCUGGAAGGGAAGGAAACAUGCCAUGAAACGCGUCGAGUGA
Synchytrium microbalum is the source of this 603-nucleotide messenger RNA. RefSeq lists its product as uncharacterized. NCBI's taxonomy places the organism in Eukaryota, Fungi, Chytridiomycota, Chytridiomycetes, Synchytriales, Synchytriaceae. Bases 1 to 603 code for a protein of 200 amino acids. The record is from RefSeq and is a predicted model, not a curated record. The transcript has 3 exons.